CGGGUACAUUUCGGCAUUUUGUCAGGAAACUUAACAGUGGUUAUGUGGAAAAUUUUGAUAAAAAGUUAGUUUUUGUACCUUAAAUUCUAUGGAAAAGUUCCUGUAAACCAAAACAAUGCCAGCUGCAAUAAUGGAGUGUCCAGACUUUAGCGAAUUUCAGGAAGCCUUGAAGACUAUGCGUAAAACCGACGAUAUUAUCGUAAACACAAUAAAUUCAGCGAUUCCAACGGAUUCGUUUCACGCCAACGAAAACGCAGCUUGCCAUUCGAUUUACGAACAAAUCCACCAGGGACACCAGAAGAGAGAGCAUCUUAUUAAAAAUUGCAUUUCUCUUACUAGCACUAACGUUAUGAGACUUAAAAACGAAAGAGAAAUUAAGGCUGAUGAUUUACAAUUGUCCAAAUCUUUAAGAACUGAGCAGACAAAAUUGAGAAUGCUCCAAGUAGAACUUUCAGUAGAAGAUCUUAUCAAGGAAAGAUCAAUGAAGGUCUUCAAUGAAAGAUGUAGAAGAUUCUUUAAGCCACAAUCAUGAUAUUUUCUUCAAUGAUUUGUAGUAGUAAAUUAUACAAUUUUAUAUUAUUAGAGAGAAAUAAAAACCAACUCAAUUCCAGUCAUUUUUUAAUCCUUAAAAUCAAAUUAAAUACAAAACACUUAACGCUUUCUGCGCAAUUGCAAUGAGUUCCUUCUGAGCCAGGCGGCCCUUCUGGAACCUCCCUUGGUCUGAGAGUAUCUGUGACCUUUGCCCAAUCCACGAGAUGAUCUGCCAGCAGAAGUCUUUCCUCUGAGUUCACGAUGUUUGUGAACAGCAUUGACAAUCCAGUUGAUUUUGGGAUCUCUUCUAAUUGC
This is a messenger RNA of Ceutorhynchus assimilis (cabbage seed weevil), 846 nucleotides long. NCBI's taxonomy places the organism in Eukaryota, Metazoa, Arthropoda, Insecta, Coleoptera, Curculionidae. The record is from the annotation of a GenBank genome assembly.